AUGGCCCAGGAAUCCACGACUGCCCGGCCACCAUCACCACCUCGUUCCCCAGACGGACACUACGGUCAGGCCGCCGACGACCAAGUGCCAGCACCUCCCACAAUCAAGCCACAGCCUUACACACCGCCAAUGCCUGCAUCAUCGUUCAUGUCAGACAUGACGUCUCAACCAGCAUACGACCCAUACGGUGACCCAUCCUUAUAUCACACAGCACCAGCACCUAUCUACUACGCGCCACAACAAACACUGGUCACAUCGGUUCCAUCGCAUACUCCUCCUCAGAACAUAGGAGUCCUCACCCGCAGCGGUCGAGCGAUCGGUACACCAUCAAGUCCAGCUACCACUGAAUCGUCACGGGCGUCACAAUCUCCGAAGUCUCGACGGAAUUUGAGAAAGAAGGCCAGCAACAAAAAAGGAGGACCCGUGAUCGAACAGCCACUGAGUCUGCUGACGAAGGAUUAUAAGACGCCGAUGCGGGACAUGGGAUUGUGGGUCCAUCGGUCGGUGGAAGAACGGUUAGCAGAGGUUGAGAAGAAGAAAGGCUACGUCUCCAGACCAAUGAACUCCUUCAUGCUGUACCGUUCUGCAUACGCCGAGCGGGUAAAGCAAUUUUGCAAGGAGAACAACCACCAAGUCGUGUCGCAGGUGACCGGCGCAAGCUGGCCUCUUGAACCGAAGGAGAUCAGGGAGCUGUACGAGCAAUAUGCGAUCGCGGAAAGAGACAACCAUGCCAUUGCUCAUCCAAAUUACAAGUUUGCUCCCAACAAGGCAGGGAAGAGGACAAGGAACGACGACGACAGUGACAGUGAUCCAGAAUGGGAAGGAUCGGUCAAAGGCUCCAAGCGGAGUCGCAGUGCUCGCCGAUUCGAGAGCAGGAGCGCUUCAUCGACGCCCUUCGACGACAGACCAGCAGUCUAUCACCGGACGAUGCCGGCCCAGCACCAUCUGUCAGGUUAUGAGAUGAGCAACCCAUAUGGGCAACCUCAAAUCAUGUUCAGCUCCAACGGCAUGGUGGGUGACUAUUUUCAGACCGCGGCUACCGUUGGACCAUAUGAACAAGUGGCCGAUCUUGCAUAUCGAAGGAUUGAAGAGCCCUUUCCGGGGUAUCCGACGAGCAUGGGGUUGGUGGGACUGCCACAUACGGAGCACCGCGAUCUUUUGACAACAUACGCUGCGCCUCAGCCGAUGGCAAUUUCGGUCCAGAAUGACAUGCUUGAUCCUCGACUUGGACAGGUCGAUGCAAAUUAUCAGGUCGUGUAUUAUGAAGAAGGCGCCGAACCUGGGCAGGAGAUCCCAAGGACAAUUGCAUAUGAUUCGGGCCUGAAACUGGACAUGGGUUAUGAACCUGAAUCUUAUCAUCUAGGCCUGGCGACACUGACGGGAGAACAUGGUGCAUGGGCAGACUCGGGCCAAGCUGGCUCAGACUUUGAGGCCGAGUUCCAGAGGAUGACUUGA
Messenger RNA from Cladophialophora yegresii CBS 114405, 1455 nucleotides. RefSeq lists its product as uncharacterized. The transcript is spliced from 3 exons. The coding region runs from base 1 to 1455 and encodes 484 amino acids. The record is from RefSeq and is a predicted model, not a curated record. Gene Ontology annotation, biological process: regulation of transcription by RNA polymerase II. Gene Ontology annotation, cellular component: nucleus. Lineage: Eukaryota; Fungi; Ascomycota; Eurotiomycetes; Chaetothyriales; Herpotrichiellaceae. Gene Ontology annotation, molecular function: RNA polymerase II cis-regulatory region sequence-specific DNA binding; DNA-binding transcription factor activity, RNA polymerase II-specific.